This is a messenger RNA of Rotaria socialis, 456 nucleotides long. Lineage: Eukaryota; Metazoa; Rotifera; Eurotatoria; Philodinida; Philodinidae. The record is from the annotation of a GenBank genome assembly.
AUGGCUGGUGUUGGUCGAUGCUGUGGCAACUUUUGUAAAGAAUUCAAACAAUUUGCUCUUCGAGGAAGUGUAAUUGAUUUAGCAAUUGGUAUUAUUAUUGGUACCGCCUUUACUACAGUAGUUCAGUCAUUUGUCGAUGAUAUAAUUACACCGCCGUUUGGCCUUAUAUUGGGUGGUGUUGAUUUUGUUAAUCUAACAGCUAAAAUGAAAAAUUUCGUCUACAAAGAUCAACCACCCGUCGUGAUUCGCUAUGGAAAAUUUAUUCAAACGCUAAUAUCUUUAUUUAUUAUGGCAUUGGCAUUAUUCUUUCUUAUCAAAGGUGUUAAUAAAUUGCAUCAACUAGCAAUAAGAAAAAAACAGAAAGAAGAAACUACACAACUUGAAACAAGUGAUGAAGUUAAAAUAUUAUGUGAAAUUCGAGAUCUACUAGCAAAACAAUCUUCAUUUGAAAAAUAA